CGAUGGGAUCGAAAUGUGUGGACGAUCCUCACAUUUAUAGGAACUGAAGAGAGAGCAAGUGCGCUGCUGCAGUCACUGUCCAGCCAGCCAGCCAGCCACACUAUACACUCGCACUCCUCCACUCACUCACUCACCCAAUAUUUUUAGUUUCGCAGGAGGGUUUCCGUCCAAAAAUCCAAUCAAUUAUUAGUUUUCCUCGUCGUCGUCUUAUCCACUUGCACCAUUGUCCUACUUUUGGUUGGAUUGGAGAGCAAUUGCGAGCGGCCUUUGAACCGUCCUCCUCCUCGCCUGUGUGCCGUGAUUUUAUAUAGUACGUGAUUUGUAUGCCCAUACUAAAUUAGUAUUACUAAUUAAGUUGGGCAGACCAAACGUUUGUAAAAGUUACAACAGUAGAAAUAGUAAUAUUAUUAUAGUGUCGUGGGAUUGUUUGUUGGUGGCCGUGUCGAGAUGAGCGGGUUGAACAGUUUGUUUUCCUUCACGAGUCCAGCGGUGAAGAAGUUGCUGGGGUGGAAGCAGGGGGAUGAGGAAGAAAAGUGGGCGGAGAAGGCGGUCGACUCGCUGGUCAAAAAGUUGAAGAAGAAAAAAGGGGCCGUGGAGGAGUUGGAGCGAGCACUCUCAUGUCCGGGCACUCCCUCCAAAUGCGUCACCAUCCCCAGAAGUUUGGAUGGGCGGCUGCAGGUGUCUCAUCGGAAAGGAUUACCACACGUGAUUUACUGUCGUGUCUGGCGAUGGCCGGACCUUCAAUCUCAUCAUGAGCUGAAACCCCUUGAGAUUUGCCAAUUCCCAUUCUCCGCCAAACAGAAGGAAGUUUGUAUUAAUCCAUACCAUUAUAAACGUGUCGAAAGUCCGGCCGUUCUUCCACCCGUUCUCGUUCCACGCCACUCGGAGUUUGCUCCACCGCCAAAUGGACUAUUGACUUAUUCCCCUGUUCCAGAACCCCCGAUGCCACAUAACGUUGCGUACUCACAGAAUGGAUUUUCUCAUAGUGGAGGACCGACUUCGCCACCAAUGAGUAUCCCAAGCCCCGGAAGUUCCAUCUCACAGCCGCCACACAGCCCUUAUGCCAACUCAUCCAUGACAGAAAGCCCUCCGCCCGCAUACUCACCAUCCGAGGAUGGUCAUGGACCAAUGGGAGAUAACUCGAUGGAUACCAUUCCUCCAGGCGUCUCCGCUGUUCCAUUUCAGGAACCAGACUAUUGGGCUAGCAUUGCAUACUACGAGCUAAACAGCCGAGUUGGAGAGGUGUACCAUUGUCACAAUUCAAGCGUGGUAGUUGAUGGGUUUACUAAUCCUUCCAACAAUCUCGAUCGGUUCUGUCUUGGACAACUUUCAAAUGUCAACAGGAAUUCCACCAUUGAAAAUACUCGCAGACACAUUGGCAAAGGUGUGAGAUUGACCUACGUUGGUGGAGAAGUUUAUGCAGAAUGCUUGUCAGACUCUGCAAUUUUCGUCCAAUCUCGCAAUUGCAAUCACAGCCAUGGAUUUCAUCCCUCAACCGUGUGCAAGAUUCCUCCUGGCUGCUCUCUCAAAAUUUUCAAUAAUCGCGAGUUUGCCUCACUACUUGGACAAUCAGUUAAUCACGGAUUUGAAGCUGUCUAUGAUCUCACUAAAAUGUGUACCAUUAGAAUGUCCUUUGUAAAGGGUUGGGGGGCUGAGUACCACAGGCAGGACGUGACAUCUACUCCUUGCUGGAUCGAAAUUCAUCUCCACGGUCCACUUCAAUGGUUGGACAAAGUUUUGGUAGAAAUGGGCUCUCCUCACUGCGCGAUCUCUUCUGUAUCUUAAAUAACGACUCUUGAAGCAAUUUAGCCAUUUUUUUUGUUUUUCUUAGUCUUCGACAAUAUUAUAUAUACGAUACUAUAUAUUCCAUACAUAAGAAAUGUAGGCUGCGAGAGAGAUUAUAUAAGAGCUUCCCCUAAUUAUGAACGAGCAGAAAGAAUUGUUGUUUAUGUUGAUCCUGUGUUUGUUUAUAAUUGAUGAUGACAUUUCUUGUGCAAAUGAAUAAAUAAUCUCACGAGUUUGCUGGAUUAAUAUAAAACAA
Molecule: messenger RNA, 2041 nt
Organism: Folsomia candida
Lineage: Eukaryota; Metazoa; Arthropoda; Collembola; Entomobryomorpha; Isotomidae
Gene: Mad
Product: protein mothers against dpp
Exons: 9
Coding region: 448-1785 (445 amino acids)
Biological process (GO): SMAD protein signal transduction; BMP signaling pathway; regulation of transcription by RNA polymerase II
Cellular component (GO): heteromeric SMAD protein complex
Molecular function (GO): DNA-binding transcription factor activity, RNA polymerase II-specific; I-SMAD binding; RNA polymerase II cis-regulatory region sequence-specific DNA binding
Source: RefSeq, a predicted model, not a curated record